Messenger RNA from Perognathus longimembris pacificus (Pacific pocket mouse), 3530 nucleotides. It is a transcript of the gene Meltf, whose product is annotated as melanotransferrin. NCBI's taxonomy places the organism in Eukaryota, Metazoa, Chordata, Mammalia, Rodentia, Heteromyidae. The transcript is spliced from 16 exons. The record is from RefSeq and is a predicted model, not a curated record. The coding region runs from base 73 to 2280 and encodes 735 amino acids. Gene Ontology annotation, cellular component: plasma membrane; recycling endosome; early endosome. Gene Ontology annotation, biological process: iron ion transport.
GGGAAGGGUGCACACACACACACACCGGGACUCGCACCCUGACCCGGCCCCAGCCAAGCCCGGACCCGCGCCAUGCAGGGACGGAUCGUGGCUCUGUGGCUUUUCCUGUCCCUGCGCACAGCGCUCAGCGGGAUGGAGGUGCGGUGGUGCACCACCUCAGAGCCGGAGCAGCAGAAAUGUGGCGACAUGAGCAAGGCCUUCCAGGAAGCGGGCGUGCAGCCCCCCCUCCUCUGCAUCCAGGGCACCUCAGUGGACCACUGCGUCCAGCUCAUCGCGGCCCAGGAGGCUGAUGCCAUUACUGUGGAUGGAGGAGCCAUUUAUGAGGCCGGAAAGCAGCACGGCCUGAAGCCCGUGGUGGGCGAAGUGUAUGAUCAAGAGGCUGGGACCUCCUAUUACGCAGUGGCUGUGGUGAGAAGGAACUCCAGUGUGACCAUAAACACCCUGAAAGGAGUGAAGUCUUGCCACACAGGCAUCAACAGGACAGUGGGCUGGAACGUGCCCGUGGGCUACCUGGUAGAGAGCGGCCACCUCUCAGUGAUGGGCUGUGAUGUGCUCAAAGCUGUCAGCGAGUAUUUUGGGGGCAGCUGCGUUCCUGGGGCGGGAGAGACCAGUUACUCUCAGUCCCUCUGUCGCCUCUGCCGUGGUGACACCUCUGGGGAGGGCAUAUGUGACAAGAGCCCUCUGGAGAGAUACUAUGACUACAGCGGGGCCUUCAGGUGCCUGGCAGAAGGCGCAGGUGAUGUGGCCUUUGUGAAGCACAGCACCGUACUGGAGAACACCGAUGGGAGAACUCUGCCCUCCUGGGGCCAGGCGCUGCAGUCCCAGGACUUCCAGCUCCUGUGCAGGGAUGGCAGCCGCGCCGAUGUCACCGAGUGGAGACGCUGCCACCUGGCCCGUGUGCCCGCGCAUGCUGUGGUGGUUCGGGCUGACACGGAUGGGGGCCUCAUCUUCCGGCUGCUUAAUGAAGGCCAGCGUCUGUUCAGCCAUGAGGGCAGCAGCUUCCAGAUGUUCAGCUCUGAGACCUAUGGCCAGAAGAACCUGCUGUUCAAGGACUCCACCUCAGAGCUGGUGCCCAUCGCCACGCAGACCUACGAGGCCUGGCUGGGACCCGAGUACCUGCAUGCCAUGAAGGGUCUGCUCUGUGACCCCUACAGGCUUCCCCACUACCUGCGCUGGUGCGUGCUGUCCACGCCCGAGAUCCAGAAGUGUGGAGAUAUGGCCGUGGCCUUCAACAGGCAGAGGCUCAAGCCAGAAAUCCAAUGUGUAUCUGCCCAGUCGCCUGCACACUGCAUGGGGCAGAUCCAGGCUGGGCACAUUGAUGCUGUAACGCUAAGCGGUGAGGACAUUUACACUGCAGGGAAGGUGUACGGCCUGGUGCCCGCAGCCGGGGAGCUCUAUGCUGAGGAUGACAGGAGCAGCUCCUACUUUGUGGUGGCUGUGGUGAGACGGGACAGCGCCUACUCCUUCACGCUGGAUGAGCUGCGUGGCAAGCGCUCCUGCCACUCUGGUUUCGGCAACCCCUCAGGGUGGGACAUACCUGUGGGUGCCCUCAUCCAGAGGGGCUUCAUCCGGCCCAAGGACUGUGACAUCCUCACAGCGGUGAGUGAGUUCUUCAAUGCCAGCUGUGUGCCAGUGAACAACCCCACUCACUACCCUUCCUCACUGUGCGCGCUCUGCGUGGGGGAUGAGCAGGGCCGCAACCGGUGCGUGGGCAACAGCCAGGAGCGGUACUACGGCUACAGUGGGGCCUUCAGGUGCCUGGUGGAGAACGCGGGAGACGUCGCCUUUGUCAAGCACACCACUGUCUUUGAGAACACAAACGGCCACAAUCCCGAGCCUUGGGCUACUGGGCUUAGGUGGCAGGACUAUGAGCUGCUUUGCCCCAAUGGGGCCCGGGCUGAGGUGAACCAAUUUGAAGCUUGCAACCUGGCACAGAUGCCCUCCCAUGCCGUCAUGGUGCGGCCGGACACCAACAUCUUCACUGUGUUUGGACUGCUGGACAAGGCCCAGGACCUGUUUGGAGAUGAUCACAAUCAGAACGGGUUCAAAAUGUUCGACUCCUCCAAAUACCACAGCCAAGACCUGCUCUUCAAGGAUGCGACAGUCCGGGCAGCGCCUGUCAGAGAGAAAACCACAUACCUCGACUGGCUGGGGCCUGACUAUGUGUCAGCUCUGGAGGGCAUGCUGUCUCAGCAGUGUUCAGGAGCAGCUUCCCAGGACCUUCUGCUGCCACUGCUUCUGCUGCCGCUGGCUGCUGGCCUUGUCCUGUUUGCCCUCUGACAGCAGCGGGACCCCCACAUGGAAAUUACUCAGAACCCCCCACACUGAUUGUAAAACCAGUUAGCAUUGCUAGAGAAACACAAGAUGGAAGAGCAAGUGUGAGAAAGCACACAUGCAGAUCCUCCAUGUGUGAUUCUGACCCAAAGAAAAGUUUUUGGAACCAAGAUGAAUGUAAAAACAAAGUCCCCCAACCUGAGCCAGGCUGGCACCACCCCCGGGCCCUGGCUACCUGAGGCAGCUGGCACCUGGCCCAGUCAUACCACCCAGGCUGGCUUCCCACAGACCUGCAGCCUCCCACCUGGAGCCUCCCAAGAUGGGCUAGGGAAGAGGCCUGUUGCCAAGGAAACAGCUGUGCCCCGCUCCCCACAUGGGGCCUGUGUGCCCUGGAGGCCUGGGGAGGUGUGAGAGGACCCCUGUGUCUCCCUGUCCCCCACACCCUUCCUGGAGCCCCCUGGGGAGGCAGGAAUUUUUUUCCAGGCUCCAGAAGGGAGGACAACAAAGAACUGGUGGCUAAGAAUAAAAUCCUCAGCAAACCCCAGGGGAAUGAAAAGCUCCCCAGCAGGCAGUUGAGUGUUUAAGGGGCUUGCUGCAGGGCUCCGAGCCAUGUCCUGCCUGAACCACAGCUACUGGAAGGAAGUGCCUGGUCCCGCGGGGAAUUUAGCCCACCAGCUCAUGGAGGGGUAGAUGGUCCCCUGGAUUCCCAUCCCAAAUAUCCUCACCAGGGGUUCAGGUUCAUGUUAUCUUCUUCCCUUGCACACACACACACACACACACACACACACACACACACCUUCAGUCUACUCCUGACCACCAGUCAGCCAAGGUCGCCUCAGCCAGGAGGAGCAGAGAUGGCCCAGGCCACUUCCACAAGUAGCAAAAGACAUCCCCCUCCCCACCACAAGCCCUGGCCCACCUCCUCCUCCAGCCCCGCACCUCCUGGGCCUCAAGGCCACUCACAGGGGACAGUGCUGUGACCCUGGCUCUUUUGCCACUCUCCUCCUCCACCAUCUCUAAAGAGCCAGAAAAAGUUUUUCCAAACUGCUAGCUCUUACUCCCAAAUGUUGCUGCCUUAAAAUAAAUAAAUAAAUAAAAUGAAAGAAAAGGAAGAAACAGGAGCCUGCAGCCCUCAUCAGCUGCGUGGGCCUGGAGCUAUUUGUGUCCUGGUGUGGGGGGGGAGGGGGGCCUGGGAUGCUGCUGACAAGCUAGGCUCCCGGUGGCUCGCCCCCACCGGUGGGCGUGGGGCCGGAUCU